ACAUGGCAAAAGCUGAUGUGUAACAAGGCCAUUUGAUGAGACCUGCAUACAAAAGCAACAGUAAAGGAGACACCAAUCUGCAGAACAAAACUGAAAAAAAUUCCUACCAUAUGUUCAGCACCAGUGAGAAAAAUGAGCCAUUUAUUCCCCAGUCCAAAAGCAAGCAACACAGAAGAUGCAGGAGGGGACAGACUCACAUUGCUAAGCAUUCAGGAUAAGUCCUUCAACACGACAGCUUUAGCAGAGUGUGACGGGUAUUCAGACUCUGUGCAUGAAGAUCGAGCAGGCAGCUCCAGUCCCAGAGAUGAUGAUAACAAAGAAAAUUACCCGGACAACUCUGCUGUCUUAGAGGAAAGGCAGCUGCCUUUGCAAGACACCCAGCAGCACAAGCAGCAGGUUUUAACUGACUGCACUCCAAAGCCCGAAAUGGGCAACUUAAAGCUGAGGAAACCUAAGCCCAUUGCAAAGCUAGAAAAUGGAAAAAGCCAUGAGGAAAAUCAGGAGCUGGAGUGUGCAUUGCCAGGCCUCUCAGAGUGGCAGGGGAAGGCUGGAUGCUCAGCUAAUAACUAUGCACAGAACGUGGCUUUGAAAUGCCAGGAAGCAGUGGUGAAAUUCCAGCCAAGAAUAGAUCAGAGCACAAGCAUUUCACCAAAAGAAGCAACUGAUCAAUUUAACAGCUUAAAUGAGAAUUCUUUGUUGAAGCUGCAAGCCCUGGAAACUGAUCUGUGCUCUGCAUUUCUGCCAGCCCAGGAGGAAACUCCCCAGCUGCCGGCACCCAAGGACACAACCCCUACUCCAGCCCAAAGCAGUGUGCAAGCUGAUGGGGCCAGUUGUGGAGAGCAAUAUCACUUCAUUUCUCCUAUUAUUGAUUUUAAUUUAAUGCAUCAGCAGAGAGAUAGCGAAGAGCCUGUGCCAGCCCACAGGGACUGGCAGAAUGACAUGGAGAGCAGCCCACAGGAGCAUCACUCCCUAGGGACCAGCCGACUGCUGUAUCACCUCACAGAUGGAGACAAUCCUCUCUUGUCACCACGCUGCUCUAUCUUUAGCCAAAGCCAGAGAUUUAAUCUAGACACAGAGUCUGCUCCUUCUCCACCAAGUGCUCAACCUUUCAUGAUGCCCAGAAGUUCUUCCAGGUGUAGCUGUGAAGACUGCAAAGAACCACAGACAGUAACACAGCUUACCAAGCAUCUUCAGAGCCUCAAGAGAAAAAUUAGGAAGUAUGAAGAAAAGUUUGAGCAAGAAAAAAAAUACCUGCCUUCUCAUGGUGACAAGACUUCCAAUCCUGAGGUUCUGAAGUGGAUGAAUGCUCUGGCCAAAGGUCGGAAGCAGCUCAAAGAGCUGAAACUCAGAAUGUCAGAAGAGCAAAACUGUACCUCCACAGUGCCCCAAAGAAAUGAGCAGUGUGAAGGCAGUGGCACCUCUAAAGAGGCUGGCACACAGGAGGUCACAAGCAUGGAACCAGCUCCCUCAGUGGAAGAAACCAUGGAGAGUGUGUUGAGACGACUAAAGGAGAAAAGACAACACUUCAACCUUCCUGAGACUAUUAAGGAUAUGACAAAAAAGCAAAUGGCUUUGGAAAAAAUCAAUCUUCAGAAAUGUCUACUAUAUUUUGAGAGUAUUCAUGGACAACCUGUAACUAAGCAAGAAAAGAGUCUCAUGAAACCUCUUUAUGACAGAUACAGAAUUAUCAAGAAACUUCUGGCUGCUCCAUCUUUGAUCACAACAAUUCAGGAGGAAGAAGACUCAGAUGAAGACCAUUCUCAAAGCAGCCAUGAGUUAUCAUCUGGUCCAAUGUCUUGCUUCCCUGUUGAAGAGCACCUGUGUUUCUCACAGGAGGAGAGUGAGCCUGCACAUAUUUCACCUCUGGAUGAAAAGAAAGUUUACAGGCAAACAGCCUUGUCAAUGUCCAAUUUACAUGAGGCAACAAUGCCAGUUCUGCUCGAACAUCUCAGAGAAACAAGAGCUGAUAAGAAGAGGCUUCGCAAGGCUCUUCGAGAGUUUGAGGAGCAGUUCUACAAACAGACAGGAAGGAGUCCUCAGAAAGAAGAUCGGGUGCCAAUGGCUGAGGAAUACUCUGAAUACAAGCACACAAAAGCCAAAAUCAGGCUCCUGGAGGUUCUCAUCAGUAAGCAUGAUGUUUCCAAAACAAUUUGAAGUGAAUGCAAUGCUGUGAUAUUGUUCUCUAAGGAAAAAAAAAAUCCAAGCAAACAAACAAGUAGUGAAAAAGAGAAAGUAAUUUUACAGGUCUUGGUCUGCUGCACGAUUAUUUGACACACUGAGAUUUUUGAUGCACUUUACCAAUUAUAAUAGCUGUGAUGAGAGAGGACAGCAAUAUGCAAGAAUAUUAAGCACGGGUGAGUGGAAUAUAGUAUAUAUUUUUCCUUUUGAAAAAGCCUUGAAGUGCACUGUGAGAAUGUUAAGAAAUUAAAAGGAUGCUGAAGUAAUGUAGAUUCUCAGUUUGACCUGCUCUAAAAGUGUGAGGAAAUGUUCUGCAGGUUUUUAGUACAUCUUAGUACAUGCUAAAGUGCCACACGUUUGUUUCCAGAGUUAACAUGUGUUAUAAUUAAUUAGUAAUGUUGGCUAUUAAGGUGCUGAUUCAAGAUUAAAAGACUUUGAGUGAGUUAAGGAAACAGAACACACUCUAGCUGUGAAGACAGAGCUGCCAUUCAAUUCCAGUGGCUUCAAAGAAAGGUGCAUAGGAAGAAGCAGUGCCAGGGCUGGGAGCAGAGCACUUUUGCAGGAAAAGGCCAGAACGAGACUGCCAAACGGAACUAGUGGUGUUACAGGAAUAAGAGAAAGUGCUUGGCAAAAUGAAACAGCUGCAGGUUGCUGAGAGAAGAUGGAACAAAUGUACUGGCUGCUGUCCUUUUCAUUAGUUCACAGGACCUGGCUCACAGAAUUUAGAAGUCAGUAAAUAGAUCAACUACAUGCUAAUUUUGAUUUCUAUUAACCUUUGCACUUUGGUUUGCCUGACGCUAUAACAUUCGCUUCUCUAACUACCAAAGCUCGUUUAAACGCAUGCACUUUGUAAAAUGUUGAAGUACUUCUUGUGUUAUAAAUUGCCACAUAUAUAUAUAUAAAACCAGAACUAGAUUAUUGCAUUAUGCUAAGAUAUUUUGGAUAGAUAAAGUACAUGGUAUAUAAGUGAGUGUCACAGUUAUCUGAUGAGGAUUGCUAGACUUCUUGUUUACUGAAAAUAAGGUUAUAAAAAGUUAUUUUUCCAUUGGAGUUAUGCAUCUUUCUUAACUUUCAGAGCACCACACUUUGUAAUAUUAAGGAGAAUUGUCACUGUUUAUGGUAGGCCAUUGGUGUGAGAAGUGGACUAGUAAUAGAAAGAUCAUCAGCAGGUUUUGUACUAGCAAUGAAAAGCAGGGAUUCUGGGAAAUUCCUACCCCAGACAGAAAGGAGGGAAGAUUUACUUAAAGAAAAAAACAAAA
Molecule: messenger RNA, 3437 nt
Organism: Haemorhous mexicanus (house finch)
Lineage: Eukaryota; Metazoa; Chordata; Aves; Passeriformes; Fringillidae
Gene: FAM13C
Product: family with sequence similarity 13 member C
Exons: 18
Coding region: 133-2154 (673 amino acids)
Source: RefSeq, a predicted model, not a curated record